CUGCCUUUGAUAAACCCUCCUGACUCGUUUCUUUCCCCCCUCUUCAUCACCUUCAGUCCAAUUUCAAUCCCUCUUCACUAUGUCGGGACAGGAGCCAGUCGUCUCCCACGGCCGAGGAGGCCAUGGGAAUAUCGGUGCCGACGCGACGCAAUACGUCGACGGCGAAAUUGUCCGUGAAGGACAGUACGGCGACCAAGGCGACGGCGCAUACUCUGCUGGCCGCGGUGGCGCCGGGAACAUUGGAUCCCCGCAUGUUCGUCCCUCGUCGCGGGCACCGCACGACUCGGAAAUUAUUCCUGAGCUGGCGAUUCGUGACUCGAUGGAUGGAGAUUAUCAUACUGGGCGCGGUGGACAAGGGAAUGUCCAUUUGGAUGAGGAACAUCGCAAGGACAAGGAGAAGCGGAAGUCGGGUGCGGUGCAUGAGGGACUCGCCGAUAAAUUGAAGAAUAAGUUGUUGGGAAGGAAGUGAUAUUGAUAAUAUUCUUGAUACCUAUCCAGAACAGCUGUUGAUGAAUACAUAAGUCUUUACUUUCUAUUGAGCAUGCAGGCCCUAGACUGGAGAAAGGGAGAAUACCACUAGAUAUUGUACCGAGUCAUAACUCAUAUAAAGCAUAUCAAACAUAGAAAAAAAAAAGAACCCUCGGCUGCAAUCCCGUUCCUUCCCGUUCCUAACGCCAU
This is a messenger RNA of Penicilliopsis zonata CBS 506.65, 678 nucleotides long. RefSeq lists its product as hypothetical. The record is from RefSeq and is a predicted model, not a curated record. NCBI's taxonomy places the organism in Eukaryota, Fungi, Ascomycota, Eurotiomycetes, Eurotiales, Aspergillaceae. The transcript is spliced from 6 exons. Bases 80 to 469 code for a protein of 129 amino acids.